AUGGACUCAUCUUCCUCUUCACCCCCCACAACCACUAACAACACCUCCCUAGCUUUCUCUCUUUCCAAUCACUUUCCCAACCCUUCACACUCUUCUUCCUCUCACCUCUCUCUCUUCCACUCCUUCACCCCUUAUCCUCCCCCAACACCAUCUCUCACCCUCAACCCUGUAGGCACAUCGCCGGAGCCAACUGACAGAAGAACCACCAACCUCUCCAUAUUCAGUGGCGCACACAAGCUCGAGAACUUUCUAGGAAACUCCACCGCCACCACAUAUGCACCGCCACAGGCUUACCAUCUUUCCACCGACAUAUACGAUUCUGAGCUGAAGAAAACAAUAGCCGCUUGCUUCCCUCACGGCUAUCCAACCGAACCAAACUCCGAUCCUCCUAAACCUCCCCCCAAGAAAACCGUCGACACCUUCGGCCAACGCACCUCCAUUUACCGCGGCGUCACCCGGCAUAGAUGGACAGGAAGAUAUGAAGCUCAUUUAUGGGACAAUAGUUGCAGAAGAGAAGGACAAAGUAGGAAAGGAAGACAAGGUGGAUAUGAUAAGGAAGAGAAAGCAGCUAGAGCUUAUGAUCUUGCUGCUCUCAAGUACUGGGGUCCAACUACCACUACCAACUUUCCAAUUUCCAAUUAUGAGAAAGAGCUUGAUGGCAUGAAGAACAUGACUAGACAAGAGUUUGUUGCUUCUCUAAGAAGGAAGAGUAGUGGCUUUUCAAGAGGAGCAUCAAUUUAUAGAGGAGUAACAAGACACCACCAGCAUGGUCGAUGGCAGGCAAGGAUAGGCCGAGUUGCCGGAAACAAAGACCUCUACCUUGGCACUUUCAGCACACAAGAAGAAGCUGCUGAAGCUUAUGAUAUAGCAGCAAUCAAAUUCAGAGGACUAAAUGCAGUUACAAACUUCGACAUGAGUCGCUACGAUGUAAAAAGCAUCGCAAAUAGUUCUCUUCCCAUAGGAGGUUUAUCGAAUAAGAACAACAGAUUUUCUACAGAUCAUUCUUUAUCAAAAAGCAAAAUCCUUGAAAUCGCAAGUAUAUCAGAUGAAAGAAAUCCGUCAACAACCUUCACAAUAUCGCAACAACCUUCAAGUUCUACCUUAAGCUUCGCGGCUCCUAUUAAACAAGAUUCUUCUUCAGAUUACUGGUCCAAUAUUCUUGGAAUCCAUAGUAAUAAUAAUCCUAGUCAAGUUCUUCCGUCUUCCACACCCUUCAACAUGGAUUUUUCUUCUCAUGCAACUUCGAAUGCAAACGGCGAUAACAAUGGAGGUUUUUUCAGUGCAUCAGUUGUUCAGCAGCAACAAAAUGGAGAUAAUUCUUCAUCUUUAUCGUCGUCUUCAACAAGUACAAUUCCAUUUGCUACACCAAUAUUUUCUUUAAGUAGUAAUAAUAGUUAUGGAAACAACUGGAUUAAUAAUGGACACACAUUCCAAACACAUGCAAAGCCAAGUCUGUUUCAAACACCAAUAUUCGGAAUGGAAUGA
This is a messenger RNA of Vicia faba (fava bean), 1485 nucleotides long. The record is from the annotation of a GenBank genome assembly. Lineage: Eukaryota; Viridiplantae; Streptophyta; Magnoliopsida; Fabales; Fabaceae.